AUGGAUACCAUGGACACCCAGCAGUUUUCUCCGCAGGCAGUGGGAAAUGAGUUCGUCCGCCAGUACUACACGUUGCUAAACAAGGCUCCCAACCAGUUGCGCCGCUUCUACAAUAACAACUCCUCGUACACCCACGGGGACUCCCAGGUGGUGGUGGGUAAGCGAGAGAUACACAACCGGAUCCAGCAGCUAGACUUUAAGGAUUGCCAAGCGAAUAUCUUUCGGGUAGAUGCCCAGGUUUCGCCUGGCGACGGUGUGGUGUUGCAAGUAAGCGGAGAGCUGUCCAACGAUGGCCAACCCAUGAGGCGGUUCUUCCAGACUUUCGUUCUAGUCGCCCAGUCGUCGAGGAAGUACUAUGUGCACAACGAUAUUCUCACCUACCAUGAUCGAGGCUCCGCGCAGGAGAAGAAUCAGAUUAAGGAGACGCUUGCAUGCAGUAUUGUCCCUCUAGACCAGGAUCUAGCCAUAAGAGCCGAGCAGGUUCAGAACAAAGAACAGGUUAAGGAGCAGAAUGUGAAGAUGGUGGAUCAAGCAGUUCAAGUAGUAUGCGAUCUAGGCAGACAGGACAAUCAGGUUCAGAAUAAGGAACAGCUUGACAAGCCUGAAGUCCAGAUGGUGGAUCAGGCUGUUCAAGUAGCAUGCGACAUGGUAUCUACUGACCAGGAUCUAGGUAGGAAGGAUAAGCAGGAUCGAAUUGAGAAGCAGGUUGAAAAAUUAAACGUCCAGAAGGUGGAUAAAGCUCUUCAAGUAGCAUGCACAAUGGUCUCAAAAUAUACACAGCCGGAGCCAGUUGCUUCGGGGACGGCCUGCAGUGCUGCAUCACAGACUGAAGAGAUUUUCUUAGAGACCCAGGCUAACCUUCCUCCGCCUCAAUCAAACCCAAAUAAAAUAACUCUACGCAGAAAAUCUCCUGUGGUGCAACAGCGGCCAAAUGGCUUGAAGAAGUCAUCACAACUCAUCGAGCAAAAAAGACAGGAGCAGCCAUCCCACACGGUUACACAGGAAGAAGAAACAACACAAAAGCUGCAGCUAAAUAAUAAGCCAAAGUCUACUUCUUCCUCAUCCAGCGCAGCCCCUGAUAAAGUCCUGCCUCAGAAACAGCUCUUGUUUACAGAGUCCUUAGGCGGUCAGGUGGGUGCAGGUCAGACCAAUACAAACGGCAACAAGCGGAACGGCAAUAGUUUAAUCCAUCUAGAAAUAGAAAUAUCAAUUUAUUUGGUAGAUAAUCCUUAG
Molecule: messenger RNA, 1233 nt
Organism: Drosophila kikkawai
Lineage: Eukaryota; Metazoa; Arthropoda; Insecta; Diptera; Drosophilidae
Product: ras GTPase-activating protein-binding protein 2-like
Cellular component (GO): ribonucleoprotein complex; cytosol
Molecular function (GO): mRNA binding
Source: RefSeq, a predicted model, not a curated record